This is a messenger RNA of Trichomonas vaginalis G3, 2067 nucleotides long. Its product is annotated as clathrin-coated pit assembly. The record is from RefSeq and is a predicted model, not a curated record. Gene Ontology annotation, biological process: protein phosphorylation. The coding region runs from base 1 to 2067 and encodes 688 amino acids. Lineage: Eukaryota; Parabasalia; Trichomonadida; Trichomonadidae. The transcript has a single exon. Gene Ontology annotation, molecular function: ATP binding; protein serine/threonine kinase activity. Gene Ontology annotation, cellular component: cytoplasm.
AUGUUCCAAUACGUCAACUAUUCGCUGGAACAGAUUAUGCAACCGACAAUUGGUGUUCCACAGCAAGUAACUAUUGGUGGGAUGACAGUAACAAUCAAAAAGAAAUUUGCAGAAGGUGGUUUUGCACAAUUAUAUAGUUGCCGUGAUGCUGCCAACGUAAAGUAUGCAAUAAAAUACGUCUGUUCAAGUACAUAUGACGCAUUUAAUGCAGUGAUACAAGAAUUUAACUAUCAGAAAGCUCUUUCAAAAAAUCCCAACAUUGUAAAAGUUUAUGGCAUGCUUGCAAACCAACGAGAAUUGAAAUCUCUCAUAUUAAUGGAGUUUUGUGACAAAACUCUUGUUGAUUUGCUAAAUAAAAACUUUAAAAAAUCACUUACAAACCAAACUAUUCUUGGAAUCUUUAUUCCAAUCUGUGAGGCAAUGAAAUGGAUGCAUUGCCAACCAAAGCCUCUGAUCCAUAGAGAUAUCAAAGUCGAAAACGUGCUCCAAAAGGAUGGUCAGUGGAAAUUAUGUGAUUUCGGCUCAACAACAGAUACACCGUUGCUCGGAUCCGAAAUAAAUGAUAGUACAAAAUCCAUUAUCGAAAAGUAUACAACACCAAAUUACAGAGCUCCAGAAGCUAUCGACUUAUUUAGGCACCAAGACAUAAAUACUAAAUACGAUAUCUGGUCAUUAGGAUGCUUACUUUUCAAAUUAUGUACUUAUAAGGAUGCAUUUAACGCUUCAGAGUCACUUGGCAUAUUAAAUGCCAGAGUAAACUAUCCGAAUGAUCCAAUCGUCGAUAUUGCCAUGAAAACACUCAUCAAAUACAUUUUGAAUCCAGAUCCUGUGUCGCGACCUACAAUUGAUGAUGUUUUAGCAAAAUCUUACGAUUUAUUCCCGAAUUUAGUUAGCCCAAAGUACAAAUCCAAGGCUGUUAAGCAACCAUCAUUCGAUCCUUUCGCACAAAUGAAUCAAUCUGAGAAGAAACCAGAGAUUAAAAUUUCCAGAUCGUCUUCUGAGCAUAAUAUUGACGAUCUUGACUUCGACGAUGACGAAGAUGACAAGCCACAACAAGCUAAUAACACUAAAAAGUCCAGUAAAGAGAAGAAACAUCAUCACCAUCAUCAUUCAAAGAAAUCUGAGAAACAUUCUGGAUCAUUGAGUGAUGGACUUAGUUCUGGAUCAUCAAAUGAUCCAUUUGCGGCAGCAAAUUCAUCAGAUCCUUUCAAUCCAAAUCAAUCUGACCCGUUUGCUCAAAAUUCCAAUGAUCCAUUCGCUCAGAGCUCCAAUGAUCCAUUUGCUCCAAAGCAAAAUGAUCCUUUCGCACCUCAACAGCAAGAUCCAUUUGCAAUUCCACAACAAGACCCAUUUGCCGCUGCGUCAUCAUCAGAUCCAUUUGCUGUACCCCAAGGAACAAAGUUUGAUCCAUUCGCGGCCCAACCAAAUCCAUUUGCUCCAAGAAAUGAUCCAUUUGCCACUUCACCUGGCCAAUUUGGAGUUCCAUCGUCUCAAUCUGAUCCAUUUGCCAAUAGUUCCCUUUCUGACGAAUUAAUUCCUCAUAUUGAUGCUCAUUUACUCGAAACAGACCAGAAAGAGCUUGAACGCCAACUAUUGAUGCAGGAUGACUUUGAAAUAGCUUCAUCUGUUACUUCCCUUUACAACCAGGCUCCAAAUGCAACAAUUUUAUUCCUAUUUACAAUUCUUCCUAGAACAGGAUCGAAAGCUCGGGCUAUAUUUAGCGGUGUUAAUCCAGCUCUUGUUGAUGAACAGCUUGGAGAGAUCAUUACUAUGCUUAAAUCAUUGUAUGACGAAAUUCCUGGAUUAAAAGGUGACUUUUCAAUGGAAACAAAGGAUACUAAAUGGGCACAACCAUUACUAACCCUUGUUGAUGUUGUCUGCCAGCUCGUAAACCAAAGAUUCAUUGAAGAACUUGCUUAUAUUAUUGUUGGGGCUUAUAACGGUGUAUUGAUGAUUCAUAAGAAUACAUAUAAUAUUAACAUUAAGCUUAGACUUAAAAUGUCAGCUGAUAAUGUCACAGCUGCAUUAGAAAAACUCGGAUCAAAUCUAACAAUUGAAUAUCCAUAA